Molecule: messenger RNA, 1442 nt
Organism: Boleophthalmus pectinirostris (great blue-spotted mudskipper)
Lineage: Eukaryota; Metazoa; Chordata; Actinopteri; Gobiiformes; Gobiidae
Gene: mtrf1
Product: mitochondrial translational release factor 1
Exons: 9
Coding region: 126-1442 (438 amino acids)
Biological process (GO): translational termination
Molecular function (GO): translation release factor activity
Source: RefSeq, a predicted model, not a curated record
UGCAGGUCACGUACUGCAUAACCAAAACAGAGCAAGCGUGUUCUCAUUUUCUGGUUAUUUAAGCUGUUAAACUCAUCUUUUAAAUGAAUUUUCUGUUAAAUCUCUUGUAAAUUAAAUGUAUCCAAAUGCUAGUGCACCGCUGGUUUCGGUUGCACGCGUUUUGUAGAAGUUUACGUGAAAGAGGAGAAGGAUGGAGGACACUCUGUGGAGAUGUGACCGCUGUAAAACACGCCAGAGCCCGGGUAAACUCUCCACCCGGUCGGCGGUUCUGUCACGGGGCUCUGGGGGACCUGUACCGUAACGCGUCCGUGCAGAGGUACAUCCGACAGCUCAUGGAGGAGUUCAGGAGCCUGGAUGAGAGGCUCCAGCGGGCUUCUCUCACCGAGGCAGACAGGCGCGCCAUGGUCCAGAAACAUACCGAGCUCCUCCCGCUGGCGACGGCGUGGAGGAGCGUGGAACAGGCUCUGAAAGAUCACGAGGAGUUGUUGUCUUUACUACAAAGUACCAAAGAUGAAGAUGUGCAGAUGAGAGAGCUGUUGAAGGAGGAGGAGGCACUUUUGUCUCAGAGGAUUGUAGACAUGAGAAAAGAUAUGGUAAAGACCAUAGUCCCCUGUGACCCUCUGGACUCCAGUGAUGUUAUAUUAGAGGUGGUGUCAGGACGCACCACAGGAGGGGACAUCUGCCAACAGUUCACCAGAGAAAUGUUUGACAUGUACCAGGGAUACGCCCACCACAAGAACUGGGAUUUUGAGCUGUUCAACUACACACCUUCAGAUUAUGGCGGCCUGCACCAUGCAUCUGUGCGGAUCGCUGGGGAUAGUGUGUACAGACAUCUGAAACAUGAGGGCGGCACACACAGGGUGCAGAGGAUCCCUGAGGUGGGCCUGUCCUCCAGGAUGCAGAGGAUCCACACAGGAACCAUGACUGUCAUCGUCCUGCCACAGCCUGUAGAGUUUGACGUGAGCAUAGAGCAGAAGGACCUGCGCGUGGACACGUUCAGAUCCAGAGGAGCAGGAGGACAGAGCGUCAACACCACCGACAGUGCAGUGAGGGUGGUGCAUCUGCCCACAGGUAUUUCAGCCGAGUGUCAGCAGAGCCGCUCUCAGCUCCAGAACAGAGACACGGCCAUGCGCGUGUUAAAGGCCCGACUGUACCAAAGCAUCAUGGGGAAAGAGGCGGAGCAGAGGCACACAGCCAGGAAGCAGCAGGUGGGCAGCCGCUCUCAGUCGGAGAGGAUCCGCACGUACAACUUCAGCCAGGACAGAGUCACUGACCACAGGACGGGUUACACAGCCAGAGACAUCAAAGAGUUCAUGAGAGGAGGAGAAGAACUUGAUGAUCUGAUCCUGAAUGUUCUGGAACAUUCUGAAACGGAGGCUCUGUUGGAUUUAGUCGAACAAAGUCUCAAAGAAGCCACGUGUGGGAAUAGUGCAGAAAAAUAG